This is a messenger RNA of Clonostachys rhizophaga, 2409 nucleotides long. The record is from the annotation of a GenBank genome assembly. Lineage: Eukaryota; Fungi; Ascomycota; Sordariomycetes; Hypocreales; Bionectriaceae.
AUGUCUCUACCCAGCUCCCUACCUAGCGCUUUUGGCUCUGAGAUCUCAUUCACAACCCUGCUGGGCGCGGAGGGAACCGAGGCCGAGGAAUCAAUGACCACGCCAGUCCCCAGCCAUCGCAAACCCGAUCGCCUGUCUGUUGCGUGCAAGCAAUGCCGGAAGCGCAAAGUCCGAUGCGAUGCACAGCAGCCGAAAUGCAAAAAUUGCCGGGUGAGAAAUGAGGUGUGUGAGACCUCCGAUCUCCGACGACCAGGCAAGGGGCCGGCUGUCCGCCGACGCGCUGCUCGGUCGACGGGCUCAAGAUCUCAGUACGAUCAGCAGGACCCUGCUUCACCGGUUGUUCCGUCGCCAAGAUCAAACAAAUCAGGCCCUCGCAGUGAAGACUUAAGCUCUUUCCAAAACGCUGGCACCAAUCAUAGCCAAGGAGACAUCGAGUCCCCAACGGAGCUUGCAUCCUCCGAUGUAAUUGCGCAAAGUUUCCAUGAUAUCCCGUCAUUUUCAGCAACAAGCAAGCAAAGCCGGCCCAGUCGCCCGGCCAAAAAUCAUAUCUCUUGGUUGACUCGCGGAUAUCAAGCCAGUGCAGCAGCCCAGGUUCAAGAAACUGGAUCUGAGCAGGCUGGGCAAGAUUCUAGCUCUGAGGUAACCCCUGAUGUGGUGGUAAACACUGAUGGCACGCCAUAUAGAGUGAAAUUCCAAGGCGGGAGUAGCAUACAAAGUCUCUUCACAUUCGUUGACCUACACUUGGCCAUUCAUGGCUUUGAUCCUGCUAGUCCCUUGUUCAGACAUGGAAUGCAUCAAAGUGAAGAGAUUCCGCUAUCUCUAGCCUUAAGGCUACCACCGCUGCCCGAUCAUCAGAAAUUAAAUCGGUGCCUUGAUGUAUUCUUCGACCGGCUCUGGCCAUUCUAUCCAGUAAUCACUCGAUCUACUUUCGAGGCAGACAUCGAUACCAUAAUUUCUCAGCAGCCGCAGGAAGUAUCCGACUUCCAAUUCAGCAUUCAACACACCCAUAUACCUUGUUUAGUCGCAGUGUACUGCGUGCUAUGUAUUGGUAUCAACGAACUAUCAACCGCAGACUCAGAGCUAAGUAUCGAGUAUUUAAAUGCCGGAUAUCAACUCUAUUCUCACCUCGUUGCGACCCCUUACUUACCCAGCGCCCAAUCAUUAUUCCUUCUAGCACUUGCUCUUCGAUCAUGGGGCAAGGAUGGUCAGGCAUGGCAUAUUGUCGGUCAAGCAAUUCGCAUUUCGCAGUCACUCGGCCUACAUAAACUAGUCAUGAGACACUCGCCAGUCAAGGCGCAAGGAACUCCUUAUAAACACUCAGAUACUCUAGGGGAGAGGUUGUGGUGGUCGUGUUACGCCCUGGAAAAACAGAUGCAGCUCGAGUGCGGAAGGCCAUCAAUCAUCGACACUGAGUUUGAUAAUAUUACUUCAACCUGGUCACAAAAUCUCACUACCGGUGACUCUUCGCCUUACUUCAAGGCCUGGAUUUCACUCGCUGGAAUCAUGGGUCGCAUAUCUGACCGAAUCUACGCGCAUAAGUUCGGCAAUGCCGAAGAGAUGCUAUCUGAGACGAUCAAGCUCGACAAGCAAUUAUUGGAAUGGGAAAGCUCACUGCCUGACAGCCUCAGGCCUCGGGACAUAUUGCUCGAGCACUUGGAUGAGGCAAGCAAAAUUUGUGCUGGGUUUCUAUCUCAACAAUACUAUCAUGCUCAAAUAUCUGCCUUACGAGUAUCUCUUAUCUUUCCCCAGCAUGCGUUUUCAGCGGAGAUAAAACGGCACGGCAAAAAGUUAUCUCAGACACAGAGAUUGUUGGCCGGAGCCUCAAUAUGUGCACAGGCAGCAAGAGCCGUUGCAACGCAAAUCCUUCAAUUAGCAGAUGAGAACGUGCGAUCCCCGAGCUUGGGCAUUUCUCAAACAUUCCUGGCUUCGGUCGUACUAGCACUGGUCAUUCUUCGACAACCAAACAGCAGACUGGCUCGGUCCGAUGUCGAGUUGCUCACUUCCGCCACAGAGCAUAUGGAGGCGUGGUACUACCACUGUGGGUUUAGCCCAGGCUUCAUCCAGAUAUUCGUCGAGAUGCGGAAUCGAGUCGGUUCGGUCUUCCUCAAGACUAGCGCAAAAGCACUUCGGAAGAGUAGCUCUAUUGCAACGUCAUUGCCACGAACACAAGACGCGGUUAGUCAAGGUUCGGGGUUAACACCAUCGAUGGCCGGUAGCUAUGGCCACACUGGUACAACCCCGGCUCAUGGGAGUAGUGAGAGGUCAGGGAUGGGUAACCAAGAUACAGGUGAUGGAUUUGACGACUCGGCACUCAAUUUUUUCGGCAAUAUGGACUUUGAAGAACUAUGGAAUAUGAUGGACUCCGAUUUCAUGUCAUAUGAUACCGAUGUUCAGGUCAUUCCCUCGUGA